AUGGCCGCUUAUGAGGCCAUGCUCAGUGUGAUGCAACAGCAGUUGGGUGGUCAGCCACUGAAUAUUAUUAGUGAGGCGGCCGAUGAGAUAUUGGCUGUCCUGAAGAACGAGACCAUCAAAAACGCUGAGAAGAAGAAGAAGGAAAUAGAGCAAUUAUUGAACCCCAUACCAAACCGUGUCUUUGAUCAACUGGUUUUAAUCGGGAGGCUUAUUACUAAUUACCAGGAUGGGGGUAACAAAGAUAGGUCUCCUUUGGCUAAUUCCGAUGAUGCUCUUGAUGAUGAUUUUGGUGUUGCUGUUGAGUUUGAAGAGAAUGAGGAGGAGGAGGAAGAGACUGAUCUUGAUAUAGUACAACAGGAGGAUGAAGAAGAGGAAGAUGGUGUGCUGGAUGCAAAUGGUGCUGCGACUAUGCAGAUGGGUGGUGGGAUUGAUGAUGAUGAUAUGCAGGAAGCUAAUGAGGGAAUGACACUGAAUGUUCAGGACAUUGAUGCUUAUUGGCUUCAGAGGAAGAUUUCUCAGGCUUACAAGCAACAGAUUGAUCCACAACAGAGCCAGAAACUUGCUGAAGAAGUACUUAAAAUUUUAGCUGACGCUGAUGGUCGUGUAGUUGAAACCAAGUUGUUGGUGUAUCUCCAAUUCAAUAAGUUCAAUCUCAUUAAGUACCUGUUGCGAAACCUGCUGAAGAUUGUGUGGUGUAUCCGCUUGGCUAGGGCUGAGGACCAAGAGAAGAGGAAGAAGAUUGAAGAGGAAAUGAUGGGUCUGGAGCCAGAUCAUUCUGCGAUUCUGGAGCAGUUGCAUGCCACAAGGGCCUCUGCGAAAGAGAGAAAUCAUAAUAACAAGGGAUAUGAGGAGGUUCAUGUGCCGGCAUUGAAACCGAAAUCCCUUGCUGCCGGUGAAGAGCUUGUAAAGGUUUUUGCUAUGCCAGACUGGGCACAACCCGCUUUCAGAGGGAUGACCCAUUUGAACAGAGUCCAGAGCAAAGUUUAUGAGACUGCACUUUUCUCAGCAGAAAAUAUUCUUCUGUGUGCUCCCACUGGGGCAGGGAAGACUAAUGUUGCAAUGCUCAAAAUACUUCAGCAGAUUGCAUUGCACACGACUGAAGAUGGAAAGUCAGGUGAUCGCACUUAUACUCAGCUUGUGAAACUUCUCAUCAUUGAUGAGAUCCAUCUUCUGCAUGAUAACAGAGGACCUAUACUUGAAAGUAUUGUUUCAAGAACUGUCAGGCAAAUUGAGACCACAAAAGAACAAAUUCGACUUGUUGGGUUAUCAGCUACGCUCCCAAACUAUGAAGAUGUGGCAUUGUUUUUGCGAGUUGAUUUGAAGAAAGGACUCUUCCAUUUUGAUAAUAGCUAUAGACCUGUCCCUCUUGCUCAACAAUAUAUUGGUAUCACAGUGAAGAAGCCUUUGCAGAGAUUCCAGUUGAUGAAUGAUGUGUGUUAUGAUAAGGUAAUCAGCCAAGCAGGAAAGCAUCAGAUUCUUAUAUUUGUCCACUCAAGGAAAGAAACAGCAAAAACAGCCCGAGCAAUUCGAGAUGCUGCACUUUCUAAAGACACUCUCAGUAAAUUCUUGAAAGAGGAUGGUGUGAGCCGUGAAAUUCUUCAAAGCCAUACAGAUCUGGUCAAGAGCACUGAUCUGAAAGACCUGUUGCCCUAUGGUUUCACAAUUCAUCAUGCAGGGAUGGUUAGGUCUGAUCGUCAGCUUGUUGAGGAGCUAUUUGGUGAUAAACAUGUUCAAGUGUUGGUUUCCACAACAACUCUUGCUUGGGGUGUCAAUUUACCUGCACACACUGUUAUAAUUAAAGACACACAAAUUUACAAUCCUGAAAAAGGAGCAUGGACUGAGCUGAGUUCGCUGGAUGUUAUGCAGAUGCUUGGUCGUGCAGGGAGGCCUCAAUACGAUUCCUAUGGGGAAGGAAUCAUUAUAACUGGACAUGGUGAGUUGCAGUAUUAUCUUUCUUUGAUGAAUCAACAACUUCCUAUUGAAAGUCAAUUUGUGCCCAAAUUGGAUGAUCAGAUGAAUGCAGAAAUCGUCCUUGGAACUGUUCAAAAUGCUAGAGAUGCGUGUAAUUGGCUGAGUUAUACUUACCUUUAUGUUCACAUGUUACAAAAUCCUACGCUUUAUGGCUUAGCACUUGAUGCGCUGACACAGGAUAUACUAUUGGAGGAAAGAAGAGCCAAUUUGGUUCAUUCUGCGGCAACAAUAUUAGACAAAAAUAACCUGGUUAAGUAUGAUAGGAAACCUGGGUAUUUCCAGGUUACUGACUUGGGUUGCAUUGCUAGCUACUAUUACAUUACUCAUGGGACUAUAGCCACAUACAAUGAGCAUUUGAAACCAACAAUGGGGGAUAUUGAGUUUUAUCAAUUGUUCUCCCUUAGUGAAGAGUUCAAAUAUGUGACUGUGAGACAAGAUGAAAAGAUGGAACUGGCAAAGCUUUUAGAUCGUGUUCCCAUUCCUAUUAAGGAGAGUCUAGAAGAACCAACUGCGAAGAUUAACGUUUUACUCCAAGCAUAUAUUUCGCAGCUAAAGCUUGAAGGACUUUCUCUAACAUCUGACAUGGUGUUCAUUACUCAGAGUGCAGGACGUCUCAUGCGAGCUCUGUUUGAGAUCGUUUUCAAAAAGGGAUGGGCUCAAUUAGCUGAGAAGGCUUUAAAAUUGUGCAAAAUUAUUAACAAGAGAAUGUGGAGUGUCCAAAUGCCGCUACGCAAAUUCCAUGGGAUUCCAAAUGAGAUUUUAAUGAUGUUGGAGAAGAAAGAUUUGGCUUGGGAAAGGUAUUAUGAUAUGUCUUCACAGGAGAUAGGUGAGCUCAUUCGUGUCCCUACGAUGGGAAGAACACUUCACAAGUUCAUUCACCAGUUGCCAAAUCUUAAACUAGCAGCACAUGUUCAGCCAAUUACUCGCUUAGUUUUGAGGGUUGAACUGACCAUCACACCAGACUUUCAGUGGGAAGACAAAGUCCAUGGAUUUGUAGAGCCAUUUUGGGUCCUUAUGGAAGAUAGCAAUGGGGAAUAUAUUCUUCAUUAUGAAUAUAUAAUGCUAAAGAAGAAAUAUGUUGACAAGGACCACACUUUGACUUUUACUGUCCCAAUCUAUGAACCACAACCUCGUCAAUACUUCCUUCGUGUUGUGUCGGAUACAUGGCUUGAUGAGAAUGUCUUAGUUGCAGCACCAACUAGGAGUGGGAAGACUACAUGUGCCGAGUUUGCCAUACUGAGGAAUCAUCAGAAAAUACCUGAGGGUUUCACGCGUGCUAUGUAUAUUGCUCCUAUUGAAGCUCUUGCUAAGGAACGAUAUAAUGAUUGGAAGAGGAAGUUCAGAGAGGCUCUUGGAAUGAGAGUGGCUGAAUUAACCGAGGCAAUGGCCACAGACUUGAAACUGCAUGAGAAAGGUGGUCCUAUUUUGGAGGUUAUAGUCUCUAGAAUGAGAUAUAUUGCAAGUCAGGUUGAGAACAAGAUUCGUAUAGUGGCUUUGUCAACUUCUCUUGCAAAUGCCAAGGAUCUGGGGGAAUGGAUUGAAGCUACCUCUCACAGCCUUUUCAAUUUUCCACCGGGGGUCAAACCAGUGCCUCUGGAAAUACAUAUUCAGGGCAUCAACAUUUCUAACUUUGAAGCGAGGAUGCAGGCGAUGACGAAACCAACAUAUACUGCAAUUGUCCAACAUGCCAAGGAUGGGAAACCUGCCUUUGUGUUUGUUCCUACCAGGAAGCAUGCACGUCUCACUGUUGUGGAUCUGAUAACAUACUCAAGUGUGGAUAGUGGAGAGACACUGAUGUUUUUCCUGAAGUGUACAAAAGUUUUGGAGCCUUUCAUUGACAGGAUCAAGGAGCCUAUGUUGAAAGAGACACUGAAAUACGAGGUGGUUGUUGGAGUCAUUCAAAACAAGCAAGAUGCACUGGACUAUCUCACUUGGACAUUCAUGUAUAGGAGGCUUGCUCAGAAUCCAAAUUACUACAACCUUCAGGGUGUUAGUCAUAGGCAUCUCUCUGAUUACCUCUCAGAGCUUGUAGAGAACACACUUAGAGAUCUGGAAUCUAGUAAAUGUGUUGCUAGUGAGGAUGAUUUUGAACUUUCUCCAUUGAACCUUAGCAUGAUAACAUCAUACUAUUAUAUAAGUAACACAACAAUUGAACGUUUCAGUUCUUCUUUGACAUCAAAAACAAAGUUGAAGGGUCUCCUAGAGAUUCUGGCUUCGGCUUCGGAAUAUGAACAACUUCCAAUUCAACCAGGAGAAGAAGAGUUGAUUCGCACAUUAAUUCUUCACCAGCGAUUUUCCUUGAAGAACCCCAAAUACAUAGACCUACAUGUGAAGGCUAAUGCACUGCUACAGGCUCACUUCUCAAGGCAAUUGGUGAGUGGUAGUCUUUCCUCUGACCAGCAAGAAGUGGUCAUUUCUCCCAGCAGGCUGCUUCAAGCAAUGGUUGAUGUUAUUUCCAACAAUGGGUGGCUUAGCCUUGCUCUUCUUUCUGUGGAAGUGAGCCAGAUGGUGACCCAAGGCAUUUGGGAGCGCGACUCAAUGCUCCUUCAACUACCACACUUCACAAAGGAUUGGGCUAAAAAGUACCAAAAGAGUAUAGAAACAGUGUUUGAUUUGAUUGAGAUGCACAAAAAUGAAAGGCGGAAGCUAUUGCAAAUGUCAGAGUCUCAGUUGAACGAUAUUUCAAGGUUUUUUGAUCGUUUUCCAAACAUUGACUUGACAUAUGAUGUGCUGGACAGUGACAAUGUUAGGGCCAGAAAAGAAGUCCGUGUGCAUGUGACCCUUGAACGAGAUCUUAAAGGGAGGACAGAGGUUGGACCUGUUGACGCCCCUAGAUAUCCCAAAGCCAAAGGGGAAGGAUGGUGGCUUGUGGUUGGUGAUACUAAAAGUAACCAGUUACUUGCCAUCAAAAGGGUUACCCUGCAAAGGAUGUUGAAGGUUAAGCUUGACUUCAAUGCUCCUGCAGAAGUUGGAAAGAUGACGUACACUCUUUAUUUCAUGUGCUACUUGUAUAUGGGUUGUGACCAGGAAUAUAGCUUUACCAUUGAAGUUAAAGAAACAGCAUGCCUGGAAGAUAACAGUGGAAGAGAGUGA
Molecule: messenger RNA, 5064 nt
Organism: Ilex paraguariensis (yerba mate)
Lineage: Eukaryota; Viridiplantae; Streptophyta; Magnoliopsida; Aquifoliales; Aquifoliaceae
Source: the annotation of a GenBank genome assembly